GCAAAUUCCUGGCGUGUGAAGUCCAUCCCCAACAACUCAUCUUUAGACUUUUCCAGUUGUCUUGGGGUCAUGUCGACUGGACAGACCGCAACCGAAACAGGAGAGCCAACAAGCUCAGAAGAGUUGACCCUGUUAUUGCUUUCAGACUCGAGCUUGCCGGUCGGCGGAUUCGUUUCUUCCUCUGGCCUCGAAUCUUUCACCAACCAUGGUUAUCUGGCCCACUGCAAAACCGAUCUUGCCCGCUCACACGCACUCGUCACUUUCACCUUCUCGAACGCCCAGAGCUAUGCCAACCUGUGUGCGGCCUUCUUCUAUCACAUUCAUGCUCUCAUCACCGAUACCUUGAGCUCGAAAUCAGAUCAACAGCUACCCAAUCAGCCCCAUACUUCUGUCGAGGAGGAGGAGCAGCGGGACGAACAAAGAUUGCAACGGAUCGCCGAGGUGGUUCACAAGCUUAAUCAGCUGUUCGAUUCUAUGUGUCUGUCGCCGGUCAAUCGUCGCAACAGUUACGCUCAAGGUGCUGCCUUUUUGCUCUUGUACAGCAAAUCAUUCGGUCCAUCUCCCGGCACUACUACGGCUCUGGAACGCCUCAAAUCGAGGCUGAUCGACUCGCUCAAACGCGAAAUUAGACGCGGAAACUGGUCCAUCCAUUAUCCAAUUAGCUUUGCUUUUGUCACCGGCCUUCUCCAGCUCUCGUUUGAUCGGGCGAUACAUCUUCACAUCUUUCUACACAUCCGAUCGAUCUUAUCAGCGGCGGUACGAUUGAACAUUAUUGGCCCCUAUCUCUCGCAGAAGAUCAUGUUUACCCACAUGAAAUCGAUGCUAGAAACGAUCAACGAGGAGAUCAAGACGAAGAGGCUAGCCCGAAGCGACCUCAUCGAAUGUGGUCUCGAUCCCGGAGAAUACGACUCCGAGGAGACCCAGAAAGUCGAGGAUGGGCCGGCAACAAGUUGGCCGUUCGGUGAAAUUAUCCAAACCCGACACGACUCUUGUCAUGUGCGAUUGUUCAACUCUUAGUAGAGAGGUACUUGAUUCAACGUUUUUCCUCCAAUUCUUUGCCCUAAUUUUUUCCUCUGCUCUGGAGAUUCAACAUUUGUGAGUUGAAUUUUGAGCUUGUGUUUAAUGUAGCAGACAAAUGCGAGCUAGCCAUAAUGAAUUGAAUGUGAUAUGUGUAGCUUGAUGUUUAAUUUUUUCAAGAAACAAAAAUGAAGAAGCCUGUCCAAUCAGGUGUGUCAGGCAAGGCAAAGUAUGGUUAUAACUUAUAGCAGCCAGUGACAGUCCUAUGUAGAUCUUUCUACAAUACACUUCUCCUCAAGCAGAUACUCCACAUGGGCUGG
This is a messenger RNA of Puccinia graminis f. sp. tritici CRL 75-36-700-3, 1337 nucleotides long. RefSeq lists its product as uncharacterized. The record is from RefSeq and is a predicted model, not a curated record. The transcript has 3 exons. NCBI's taxonomy places the organism in Eukaryota, Fungi, Basidiomycota, Pucciniomycetes, Pucciniales, Pucciniaceae. Bases 70 to 1017 code for a protein of 315 amino acids. Gene Ontology annotation, molecular function: nickel cation binding.